Solenopsis invicta (red fire ant) is the source of this 786-nucleotide messenger RNA. RefSeq names its product putative nuclease HARBI1. The record is from RefSeq and is a predicted model, not a curated record. NCBI's taxonomy places the organism in Eukaryota, Metazoa, Arthropoda, Insecta, Hymenoptera, Formicidae. The transcript has 5 exons. The coding region runs from base 1 to 786 and encodes 261 amino acids.
AUGUACCUACAGUUUCCAGGAGUUAUUGGUGCAAUCGAUGGCACACAUAUCAAAAUUAUAGCCCCAAAAGAUCGUAGUGAAUCCUAUAUUAAUAGAAAAGGAUAUCAUUCUAUUCAGUUGCAAGUUGUUUGUAAUGCAGACUUAAAAUUUAUACAUUGCUAUUAUGGACAAGUUGGAUCUGUACAUGACAAUCGUGUUUUCAGAUUAUUAAACAUUGAAAACAUGUGUACAAAUGCCUAUUUUCUUAAUGACAGUCACAUACUGAGAGAUGCAGUUUACUGUAUUUCGAAAUAUGUUAUGGUACCAUUCAAAGAUAACGGACAUUCAUUUGAAAGGCAAAUUAAUUUCAACAAACGUUUAUCAAGUACUAGAAUGAUGGCUGAACGAUCUUUAGGUUUAUUAAAAGGUCGUUGGAAAAGCUUUUUAGAUACUCUCCCUAUGCAAAGAACGGAUUUAAUUUCGAAAUAUAUAAUUGCCUGCUGUAUUUUACACAAUAUCUGUUUGUUAAAAAAUGAUAUAAUUGAUAUUCCUCUUAUUAUCGAUGAAUCUGAUUUUAGGGAAGAACAAUUUAGAAUUAUAGAAAAUAACACUGUACAAAACGAAGUAUGUGAUACUGCUCAUGAUAUGUGGAAAAAAUUAUCGACGAUCCACGAACAGCGAUUAUCAACGAACAAGGUAUCGUUAUUAGAGGAUUUCCAUGGGUACGCGAUGGAGCCGGGCUGCACUAUGGCGCAGCACGUGGCACGUGUGCAAAAUCGUGCUUUCCGGCUACGUGAUAUUGGGUAG